Homo sapiens (human) is the source of this 5345-nucleotide messenger RNA. It is a transcript of the gene COPA, whose product is annotated as coat protein complex I subunit alpha. The transcript has 33 exons. The record is from RefSeq and is marked reviewed. NCBI's taxonomy places the organism in Eukaryota, Metazoa, Chordata, Mammalia, Primates, Hominidae. Gene Ontology annotation, molecular function: mRNA binding; structural molecule activity. Gene Ontology annotation, cellular component: membrane coat; COPI-coated vesicle membrane; Golgi apparatus. Bases 81 to 3782 code for a protein of 1233 amino acids. Gene Ontology annotation, biological process: vesicle-mediated transport; endoplasmic reticulum to Golgi vesicle-mediated transport; intracellular protein transport.
GUCGCUGACGUGGAGGCGUCCGAAGGGCAGCAGGGUGUGUCGGGGCUCGGAUUAAGACAUCGGAGUCGGAGACCUGAGAGAUGUUAACCAAAUUCGAGACCAAGAGCGCGCGGGUCAAAGGGCUCAGCUUUCACCCCAAAAGACCUUGGAUCCUGACUAGUUUACAUAAUGGGGUCAUCCAGUUAUGGGACUAUCGGAUGUGCACUCUCAUUGACAAGUUUGAUGAACAUGAUGGUCCAGUGCGAGGCAUUGACUUCCAUAAGCAGCAGCCACUGUUCGUCUCUGGAGGAGAUGACUAUAAGAUUAAGGUUUGGAAUUACAAGCUUCGGCGCUGUCUUUUCACAUUGCUUGGGCACUUAGAUUAUAUUCGCACCACGUUUUUUCAUCAUGAAUAUCCCUGGAUUCUGAGUGCCUCCGAUGAUCAGACCAUCCGAGUGUGGAACUGGCAAUCUAGAACCUGUGUUUGUGUGUUAACAGGGCACAACCAUUAUGUGAUGUGUGCUCAGUUCCACCCCACAGAAGACUUGGUAGUAUCAGCCAGCCUGGACCAGACUGUGCGCGUUUGGGAUAUUUCUGGUCUGAGGAAAAAAAACCUGUCCCCUGGUGCGGUGGAAUCGGAUGUGAGAGGAAUAACUGGGGUUGAUCUAUUUGGAACUACAGAUGCAGUGGUGAAGCAUGUACUAGAGGGUCACGAUCGUGGAGUAAACUGGGCUGCCUUCCACCCCACUAUGCCCCUUAUUGUAUCUGGGGCAGAUGAUCGUCAAGUGAAGAUCUGGCGCAUGAAUGAAUCAAAGGCAUGGGAGGUUGAUACCUGCCGGGGCCAUUACAACAAUGUAUCUUGUGCCGUCUUCCACCCUCGCCAAGAGUUGAUCCUCAGCAAUUCUGAGGACAAGAGUAUUCGAGUCUGGGAUAUGUCUAAGCGGACUGGGGUUCAGACUUUCCGCAGAGACCAUGAUCGUUUCUGGGUCCUAGCUGCUCACCCUAACCUUAACCUCUUUGCAGCAGGCCAUGAUGGUGGUAUGAUUGUGUUUAAGCUGGAACGGGAACGGCCAGCCUAUGCUGUUCAUGGCAAUAUGCUACACUAUGUCAAGGACCGAUUCUUACGACAGCUGGAUUUCAACAGCUCCAAAGAUGUAGCUGUGAUGCAGUUGCGGAGUGGUUCCAAGUUUCCAGUAUUCAAUAUGUCAUACAAUCCAGCAGAAAAUGCAGUCCUGCUUUGUACAAGAGCUAGCAAUCUAGAGAAUAGUACCUAUGACCUGUACACCAUCCCUAAAGAUGCUGACUCCCAGAAUCCUGAUGCGCCUGAAGGGAAACGAUCCUCAGGCCUGACAGCCGUUUGGGUCGCUCGAAAUCGGUUUGCUGUCCUAGAUCGGAUGCAUUCGCUUCUGAUCAAGAAUCUGAAGAAUGAGAUCACCAAAAAGGUACAGGUGCCCAACUGUGAUGAGAUCUUCUAUGCUGGCACAGGCAAUCUCCUGCUUCGAGAUGCGGACUCUAUCACACUCUUUGACGUACAGCAGAAGCGGACUCUGGCAUCUGUGAAGAUUUCUAAAGUGAAAUACGUUAUCUGGUCAGCAGACAUGUCACAUGUAGCACUACUAGCCAAACACGAACACUCAUGCCCUUUGCCUCUUACAGCCAUUGUGAUCUGUAACCGCAAACUGGAUGCUUUAUGUAACAUUCAUGAGAACAUUCGUGUCAAGAGUGGGGCCUGGGAUGAGAGUGGGGUAUUUAUCUAUACCACAAGCAACCACAUCAAAUAUGCUGUCACCACUGGGGACCACGGGAUCAUUCGAACUCUGGAUUUACCCAUCUAUGUCACACGGGUGAAGGGCAACAAUGUAUACUGCCUAGACAGGGAGUGUCGUCCCCGGGUACUCACCAUUGAUCCCACUGAGUUCAAAUUCAAGCUGGCCCUGAUCAACAGAAAAUAUGAUGAGGUACUGCACAUGGUGAGGAAUGCCAAACUAGUUGGCCAGUCUAUUAUUGCUUAUCUCCAGAAGAAGGGCUAUCCUGAAGUGGCACUGCAUUUUGUCAAGGAUGAGAAAACUCGCUUUAGUCUGGCACUGGAGUGUGGAAACAUUGAGAUUGCUCUGGAAGCAGCCAAAGCACUGGAUGACAAGAACUGCUGGGAAAAGCUGGGAGAAGUGGCCCUGCUGCAGGGGAACCACCAGAUUGUGGAAAUGUGCUAUCAGCGUACCAAAAACUUUGACAAACUUUCCUUCCUGUAUCUUAUCACUGGCAACUUAGAAAAACUUCGCAAGAUGAUGAAGAUUGCUGAGAUCAGAAAGGACAUGAGUGGCCACUAUCAGAAUGCCCUAUACCUGGGUGAUGUGUCAGAGCGUGUGCGGAUCCUGAAGAACUGUGGACAGAAGUCCCUGGCCUAUCUCACAGCUGCUACCCAUGGCUUAGAUGAAGAAGCUGAGAGCCUAAAGGAGACAUUUGACCCAGAGAAGGAGACAAUCCCAGACAUUGACCCUAAUGCCAAGCUGCUCCAGCCACCUGCACCUAUCAUGCCAUUGGAUACCAAUUGGCCUUUAUUGACUGUAUCCAAAGGAUUUUUUGAAGGCACCAUUGCCAGCAAAGGGAAGGGAGGAGCACUGGCUGCUGACAUUGACAUUGACACUGUUGGUACAGAGGGCUGGGGAGAGGAUGCAGAGCUGCAGUUGGAUGAAGAUGGGUUUGUGGAGGCUACAGAAGGUUUGGGGGAUGAUGCUCUUGGCAAGGGACAGGAAGAAGGAGGUGGCUGGGAUGUAGAAGAAGAUCUGGAGCUCCCUCCUGAGCUGGAUAUAUCCCCUGGGGCAGCUGGUGGGGCUGAAGAUGGUUUCUUUGUGCCCCCAACCAAGGGAACAAGUCCAACUCAGAUCUGGUGUAAUAACUCUCAGCUUCCAGUUGAUCACAUCCUGGCAGGCUCUUUCGAAACAGCCAUGCGGCUCCUUCAUGACCAAGUAGGGGUAAUCCAGUUUGGCCCCUACAAGCAACUGUUCCUACAGACAUACGCCCGAGGCCGCACAACCUAUCAGGCUCUGCCCUGCCUACCCUCCAUGUAUGGCUAUCCUAAUCGCAACUGGAAGGAUGCAGGGCUGAAGAAUGGUGUACCAGCUGUGGGCCUGAAGCUUAAUGACCUCAUCCAACGGUUGCAGCUGUGCUACCAGCUCACCACAGUUGGCAAAUUUGAGGAGGCUGUGGAAAAAUUCCGUUCCAUCCUUCUCAGUGUGCCACUUCUUGUUGUGGACAAUAAACAAGAGAUUGCAGAGGCCCAGCAGCUCAUCACCAUUUGCCGUGAGUACAUUGUGGGUUUGUCCGUGGAGACAGAAAGGAAGAAGCUGCCCAAAGAGACUCUAGAACAGCAGAAGCGCAUCUGUGAGAUGGCAGCCUAUUUCACCCACUCAAACCUGCAGCCUGUGCACAUGAUCCUGGUGCUGCGUACAGCCCUCAAUCUGUUCUUCAAGCUCAAGAACUUCAAGACAGCUGCCACCUUUGCUCGGCGCCUACUAGAACUCGGGCCCAAGCCUGAGGUGGCCCAACAGACCCGAAAAAUCCUGUCUGCCUGUGAGAAGAAUCCCACAGAUGCCUACCAGCUCAAUUAUGACAUGCACAACCCCUUUGACAUUUGUGCUGCAUCAUAUCGGCCCAUCUACCGUGGAAAGCCAGUAGAAAAGUGUCCACUCAGUGGGGCCUGCUAUUCCCCUGAGUUCAAAGGUCAAAUCUGCAGGGUCACCACAGUGACAGAGAUUGGCAAAGAUGUGAUUGGUUUAAGGAUCAGUCCUCUGCAGUUUCGCUAAGGCCCCCUUUGUGUGCAUGGGUCAGUCACCAUAUGUUCCCCCCAGAGAAUGUGUCUAUAUCCUCCUUCUAACAGCACCUUCCCCCUGCAGCUACUCUUCAGAUCUGGCUCUCUGUACCCUAAAACCUAGUAUCUUUUUCUCUUCUAUGGAAAAUCCGAAGGUCUAAACUUGACUUUUUUGAGGUCUUCUCAACUUGACUACAGUUGUGCUCAUAAUUGUCCUUGCCUUUCCAGCUUAAUUAUUUUAAGGAACAAAUGAAAACUCUGGGCUGGGUGGAGUGGCUCAUACCUGUAAUCCCAGCACUUUGGGAGGCUACGGUGGGCAGAUCAUCUGAGGCCAGGAGUUCGAGACCUGCCUGGCCAACAUGGCAACACCCCGUCUCUAAUAAAAAUAUAAAAAUUAGCCUGGCAUGGUAGCAUGCGCCUAUAGUCCCAGCUGCUCAGGAGGCUGAGGCAUGAGAAUCGCUUGAACCUAGGAGGUGGAGGUUGCAUUCAACUGAGAUCAUACCACUUCAUUCCAGCCUGGGUGACAGAGCAAGACUCUGUCUCAAAAAAAAAAAAAAGGAAAACUCUGUGAUGGACAUUUGUUUAGUAAAUCCCUUCAGUAUUUAUCCCUCCUUUCCCCACAGCAGCUUUCUUUCCUGUCAACUAGAAAGGAGCAGGAUGUAAUAAAUACAUUUUGGUGUGACUAGGCCACACCAACUCUUAAUCAUCUCCCAUUUUCCUUAGACAUUUAAAUUUCAAGGCAGGUACCCUCUGUGUACUCAGAAAUUUGAAGAAGUUAUUUGGUUUUCCAAAAUGCACACUGCGGGUUAUUGAUUUGUUCUUUACAACUAUUGUUCUCAUAUUUCUCACACUAAAUAAAUCUCUAUGAGAGCUUCUUGACUUGGCCAUUUAUUUCUUGGACACUCUCAUGUUCUUGUUCACCCAUGCAGGCACCCCACCAAAGUACAUAUCUUCCUUCCAGUAAUAAUUUUUAAUUACAAAAUAAACAUCCACUAUUGGAAAAAAAAAAAAAAAGCUAGCCGGGCAUGGUGGUGGGUGCCUGUAAUCCCAGCUACUCUGGAGGCUGAGGCAGAGGAUUGCUUGAACCCGGGAGGCGGAGGUUGCAGUAAGCUGAGAUCGCGCCACCGCACUCCAGCCUGGGCGACAGAGUGAGACUCCAUCUCAAAAAAAAAGAAAGAAAAAAAGAAGCACAUGUUUUUCAUAGGGUAUAUAUGAGGACCUAAACUGCUGUGAAAAUGAUAGAAAGCAAGUAGCUCCCUUAUUCUGUUUUUGAUUGCAGCCUUUUAUCUUUUGCUAAUUAUAGCAAUAUUUAUUGAGCACCUGCCAUGUGACUGUCACUGUUCUAGAUAUUUUACAUGUAAUAUACAGAUAAAAGAAUAGUACUUUAUAUAUAUUACAAUGAUACAAUGAUUACAUUAACAAUACAAUAUUUUGCUUGUCAUAUGCUAAGAAUAAUUGGGUAGAGUGACAUUACUGUGCCUUCGAUUAAAAUAAGUACUUUUUUGCGUGUUAAAUUCAUGUUUUCAAUAAAUAAUAAAUGCAUAUAGUUGAAAAAUCA